GUUUUACAGAAAUAUACUAAAUUCAAAAUAUUUAUUCGUUACAGUAUAUUUACAAAUUUGAUAAUUAUGUUCGGCUUUGGGUUUAUAACAAGGUAUUUGGAUCGCAAAAAAAAAGCAGUGAAUAAUAAAGUUCGUAACAUAACUUUACGAGCUAUGCUAGCUGCAUAUCAAGGAUCUAUAUUUUGGAUGUCAGUGGUUACUGUAUUUUGGAUAUCCCUUUUUUUAUAUGUUGCUUUUUAUACUGCAUAUAUGCCUUCUUUAGUGUAUACUCGUCCAGUGCACAUGCAGUAUAAACCGUGUUACAAUGAUAAAGGCUUGUGCGAUUAUCCAUCGGCUCAUGUUAGAUUACCUACAAAGGGCAGUUUAAUGAUGGUUGGUCAAAAGUAUCAAAUGUUAAUCAAGUUAGAUUUACCAGAGUCUCCAGUAAAUGAGAGAGUAGGUAUGUUUAUGGUGUGUGCUCGCUUAGCUGAUAAACAUGGACAAUUAAUUUCUUCAUCAUGUAGAUCAGCUCGAUUACGUUAUGUUAGUACUAUCUUACGCACUGUACGUACCGUUUUAAUGGCACCACUCUUUUUAUCUGGAAUAGCAGAAGAAAAACAGUUCAUGGAACUAGAAAUGUAUACUGAAUUUGUAGAAGAUCAGCUUCAUCCAAUCACAGAUGUGCAUUUUGAAGUUCUUAAUCAUGAUGUUCAAAUUUAUUCUGCUAGUAUGACAGUUCUAGCACGGCUAAGUGGAUUGAGGUAUUUAAUGUUCCAUUGGCCAAUACUUUCUGCAUGUGUGGGAAUAGGUACCAAUCUGUUAUUUGCUAUAGCUGUAUUUGCAUUAUCCUGGCGUCAUCUUUGUGGUUCAGAAGUUUGUGCAAAUGAAAAAAAUGAUUCAAUAACAUUUGGAUUAAUGGGUAGACAAGACUCAUCUUUAGAUGAUUCAUUAGAAGAAAGUUCUAAUAGUAGUGAUAAUGGAUCUAUUGAAGAUAACUCAAUGAAAAUAAAAAAUUCUGGUUUCACUGUUUCAGAUAUAAUGAUAGCUGAACAAUAGAGUUAUUUUGUAGAAAUGUAUAAAUUUUAUAAUUUUUUUAUGGUAGAAUGUUUUAGAGGUGUGCUAUUACAGUACUUUUUUUUUUUUUUUGUGAAAUAUUAUUAAUAUGCUUGAAUGAGUUACCCAAAUUAUUUAAUUAUGUUAUUAAUUGAACUAGAUCAUCAACAUACUGUAUUAUUAUGUACUUAUUUUAUGUUAUAAAAUCUUUCAUUAAUUUGUUAAAAUAAUAAUAUUGUAUAUUUUUUCACGGGGGGAUUCAAAAUAGAAACUAUUGUAUGAAAAGUUAA
Daktulosphaira vitifoliae (grape phylloxera) is the source of this 1322-nucleotide messenger RNA. RefSeq names its product seipin (gene Seipin). The transcript has 6 exons. Gene Ontology annotation, biological process: lipid droplet organization; lipid storage. Lineage: Eukaryota; Metazoa; Arthropoda; Insecta; Hemiptera; Phylloxeridae. The record is from RefSeq and is a predicted model, not a curated record. Bases 67 to 1035 code for a protein of 322 amino acids. Gene Ontology annotation, cellular component: endoplasmic reticulum membrane.